UUCGCCAGCACUGUAACGGUUCAUCGGUCGACUGGUGGCAAACGUUGUUCCGGAGCGAUCUCGCAAAAAUUAAACAAAAACGGGGGAAAAGGAAAAUAACCAUCGUGAAAAAAGACAUCCAGUGCUCGUGUGUGUGUUUGUGCCAGUGUGCCAGUGUCAGUGUCAGUGAGUGUGUGCUAGUGAGCUCAUAAAAGAUUCAACAGCCUGUCGGGGCUAAAAAAUAAAUAAAAAUAAGAAAAAUAACAACGUGGUUUGAGCGGAAAAAGCUACAAAAAUGAUACAUAAUUAGCCCAGAAGGAAAUAACAAAUAAAAUGCUUGUGCAGCGGAGGAAACAACAGUGUUGAAGCAGAACAACAACAAGGUGCAGGUGCAAGAGCAAAAGCAGGUGCUGAUGCAGCAGGUGUAGAAAGUGGUGCUGCUGCCAUCGCCUUUAAGCGCCACUUGAUGCCAUCGUGACACACAAAGGGGAAUCCAUUGAAAAGGCAAUUGACGAGAAAACGGAGGAGGUAACUAGCUGGUGGCAGCGAUGACAGUGACACGUCCGCAAGCUUCGCCACCCAGAUGACGGGGAGGCAGCAGCAGCAUCUCCAACACAAUCCCGAGGACAAGACACAGCCGAUCAACGUCUCAACGCGUCGAGGAGAAUGCAAAUAGGCGCUAAAGACAGCAGCCAGAGCAGCAGCAACAACCGCCUCCAGCCACCAGGAUCCGAGCCUGCUCCCGAGCUCCCGGAGCUAAGUGUAGCCACUGUAUAUCGGGGUCAACAUGGCGGAUGCGGACGAUAGCAAGAGUGGCAGUGGCAGCGGCGGCAGUGGGAGUGCGAGUGGAAGUGCUAGUGGUCGUGGCAGCGGCGCCGAAUCCCUGCAGCUGCUGACCAAACUGGACAAGGCUGUAUCCACCAAUGAUGUCCUGCUGGAUCUGCAGAGGGCCCUCACCUAUGAGGCUGUCUUUAGCACUCUGGUGGAGCACAAAAUGCAGGCCCUUAAGCGGGAUUAUGAGGAGCACAAGAAGGCCAAGAGGCGGAAGCGUAAGUCAAUUGGUCGCAUCUUUCUGCCAAGGAAGCUAUUUGGUGGCGGUGGAGGAAGUGGGAGUCGUCGGUCCAGCAGAGAGGAUACACCGCCACCGCCAGCGGAAGAAGCUCAGCCGGGGCAGGGGAUUGUUUCAUCAUCAUCACAACCAGCACAACCAGUUGCCACUAGUAGCAGCAAGGCCAAGACAAAAGCCAAGAGUCGGCAAGAUGAUAUCGAGGAGGCUUCCGGCUCUGUGGCCAGUUUGCAGCGUACCCAAGCCCGACGGCCGGAAAACUUGGAAGACAGCCUGGCCAGCACGUUAAGCAAUUCCUCGGGUGCUCAGAGACAGCCUCGGCAUAGUCACAGCCUGCUGGUUCGUGCCCAGACCCAUACACCGGCCCAUCAGGUGGACUUGGAGGUGGAUCGACGGUCACGCAGCAGCAGCACCUCGGAGGGUGAGGCCGAAGUCCGUUCGAGGACCCAGCUUCCCGGCAAACAUUCCACAACGAUCAACGGCGAGUCGGAACUACUGCCCCCGAUCUCCGGACACGACAAUACCUCGACGACUGCCACAGCAACUGCCACACUUACCGCCAAUGCCGCCGGUGUUAGCGGUGUCCUGCACAGCUCCACGCUGGCGGAUGAUAGCCUCACAGCCUCGCUGCACGGCAGCCUCGAGAGCCUCUCCUACAGCAGUUCCCGCUGCACCGUCAGUUUCGGUGGUGCGGAAGUGAUGCCCGCAUCGGGCAUGGGACCACCAGGAGGAGGACCAGGUGGAGGCUUAACCGGCGUGGAGGCGGAGGCCAGGGAGCGGGCGCGUCUGGCCAAGCGGUUGAGGAUCCUGGAGGCCAAGUCGAUUAGCGCCCAGUGCAGCCCCAUCUUUCCCAGGCAUGUGGUGCGCUCAUUUCCACUGCAGGCGCCCCAACAAGCGCGCCUGCACAUCAAUGUUCCCUCCAGCCUGGCCAAAACCCCGCAGCAGCCUUUGCAAUUGCAACAGCAACCCCAUGUGGCCUUGGACAUUGAGACGCUGCCUGCUCCGCUUCCACAGCGUCGUCGUCUUCUGCCCAAGCAGUUAUCCUGCACGGAAAGCGGAGGAGGAGCCGGUGAAUUUGGUGUGGCUGGUGGAGUUGGUGGAGCGGAGGCCUACUCCCGCUACUUCUCACGCCAGAAUACCUCGGAGGAUAGUGCCAAUGUGACGGUGAGCACGGUGCUGGCCCAGAGUGAUUCACAGUCUUUGCAUGCCACGCCCAGCUAUGCCAACACGCCUCCGGCGAUGGCAAGAGACCUCAUUGGAAGUCAAGAGAGACGCAAGUCGCGAAGCACAGGACUGCUGGCCGGACGCCCGCCUGUAGGAUCCACAGAUGUGGUCAUUGCCAUGGAUGGAGGAGUACCUGGGCCAAGCGGUAGAACUGGGGGAACCCGAACCCUGCUGCCCGACAAGCUGCACCGGAUGACUUCGACAUCAACGGGGUCCAGUGUGGCAGCCACCGGCUGCUGUAGUUCGGCCAAACCCAAGGAGAGACCCAGUGAAGUCUUUAGGCCCACAAUGCCAUCCUCCGCGGCCACGACAACGGCCCAGAGCACGGGCAGUGAUGACGAGUACCGGCGACGGAAACGGAAGUACAAGCGCCAUCAUCGCUGCUCGGAUCCUGCCUUGGUCUAUCCCACGCCCAGUGGCCUCCAGCACUAUGUGCAUGUGCUUGGCAUCCAUCCGGACACACAGCAGCCCAUACAAUGCCCGUACGGCGAGGAUUCGCCCUGUGACCUGCAGCUGGACAUGGACCUGGAUCUGGACACAGAUGGCGAUAAAAUCGACGACCUUGAGCAGAUGGUCCCCAGUGGUCAUCAGCGGCAUCGCCGAAAGCAUCGACAUCGUCACAAAAAGCGGCAUCGGCACAAAAAACCAAAAAUUCUGGUACAGGACUUGGACACAGAGGUUGUUAAGGUGAUCGAUCCUCAUGAUCUGUCACAGCGUGCCCGCUGGACAAUAAUAGCCACCGCCUGUUUGUUGCUGCUCAUGUGCCUCAUGCUAAUCGGUGUUACUUUACGAAUGGCUCCGAUCAUCGAUGAUAUGGUGCGACAGGAGAACGAGCGGAACUUCCGCGAGAAUCUGGAGCGCACCUGGAUGAUGAAGAAUCGCACCGAGCUGAAUCUGCAGCGCCAGCAGAUGGACAUGCAGCUGCAGGUUCCAUGAACGCGAACGGAAGGAAGGAUGUGACACCGAUGGCAACAGAUGCGACCGGAUCCGGAAGCGAUGUCAGAUGCGCGGAGGGGAAAUGUCAACGGUUGGGAGCAGCAGCAGCAGCAGCAGCAGCAGCAACCAUUAUAACAACAACGACAACUGGCAAGGACACGACGAGAGUUUUGUGGCAGGAAGCCAGAGGGGGAGAGCUUCUUGUACCGCUCCAGCCUUGUCCCCUUUUAACCAUUAAGUUCUUUUAUCCUCCUCCUCGUUUUCUCAGCCCUAAUCAACGUUAUGCGCACAAAAGCAACCAAAGAAUAACAACAACAAGAGAUCGAAAAACAUAAAACAAAAAGGGAAAUUGUUAAACAAAAAAUAAUACUAAUUAAAUGAGAGGAUGGAGGAGCGAGGAGCGAGCACUCCGAAGUGCUCGGCUAAAGCUAAAGUUAAUGCUAAUUGUAGUUAAGUCUGCUCCGGCGGAAAUCACUUGUUUUAUAUCUAACUGAGAGGUAGACUCCACUUAGAGCAAACAAAAACCAAACAAAACAGAACAAAAAACCAUGCAGAAGAAAAUCAAAAGUGAUGUCAGUUUAGUCAAUAGUUAAAAAACAAAGCAAAAACGUUGUUUAUAGAGUUACUUCGAUGGCAUUUUAAAUGUUAGGUCCGGCACGUUCUGGUUCUUUAAUUCGCCAAGAAAUAAUAUUUCCCCUUGCAGUCUUCAUUUGGUUUCAUUUAAGUCUGAUUGAUGUAAAGAUAUGUAUAUGUAUAUGUUUUAAUUUAAUUUCCGGCGAAAUCAUUUACCAGAACGGACUCGAUUGUCCUGUAAUUAUUGUGCUUAGGAUCUAGUGCAGGACGACGACGCCAAUUAAGCGAAAGGUUUCGAUUGUUCAGUUGAUUAGCCAAAUGGUUUCAAUUUUUCUUUAGCAAAAUGAUUUUCCCUCGUUUUUCCCUCAACCCAAAAAAACGGCGUCGUCGAGCAGGAAACAAAAAAAGAAAAAAAAAAUAUGAGAAAAGAAAGAAAGUUGGUCAGUAGUUAUGUCUGAAACUAAGUUGUUAACUGAAAAGUACUCCUAAGUAAAUGUUAAUAGCAAUAAACAGCAGAAAAGUUUUUGUAUCUCUUAGAUGGCGAGUUGGAGGAGAAGAAGCGCAGCAGUAUUCCAAGAUACAGUUUCGGUAGAAGAAUAUACGAUUUUCAUAGGAUAAACACACACAACAACAAUAAUUGUAAAAGAAUCAAUAGAUUUAUUCCCACUUGGUCCUUGGAAGGAGUACUUGUGCCAAAAAAAAACAAGGGAGGAUAAAUCCUAAUAGGAACAAAGCAGCCCAGGUUGCAUAGCGUUAAUUAAUAAACAAUGGCGAUGGAUGGGUUAGAGUUAAUUAGCGGAUCGAUGUGAAAACUGUUACUUAAGUGCAAAACGAGCUUGUUGUCGAAUUAAUUUUAAAACGUAUUACUAACUAAGUGAAACUAAGCUAAAUGUUACAUGUUUUUUAGGUGUUCAAUGUUACAAUUAAUUUGUGCAGCAGCGCUAGCCCCUCACUAUCAAUACGUACUCUAUAUGUGUACUAUAUAGUGUAUGUAUUUAAUUUCGAUCAGCCUGUGUGCUCACUCAGUUGCAAAGUUUAAUGACAAAAUUUAGCUUGAAGCAAACUUCUAUCGGUUUCAGCAGAGAGAACAGCGUUGAAUGCUUUUGAACACACAAAGUUGUGAACGAACGACGGCCUCCUCCAACUUUCUUCCCCCAAUUACAAUUCACAAUUAACCGGAAAUCUGUACAUAUUUCGAUUGGGAAAAUAUUCCCUCAAAAACAUUCGCUCAAAUGCACAUUUUGCAAAUUAAAAGCCUUCUUGCCAAGACAAAUGUGAGUUUGACAGCCUAAACAUUAGCUUAAUGCGUUUCGCAGCCACAAGCCACAAGGUUUCCCAUUGAUUUAUUCACAUAAAUCAGACAUGUCUCUCAAAUAUAUAGACAGAGAAAAAUUAUUAUGUCAUUUCGUAUAGAAUAUAUACAUUUUGCAGGCAAUUUAAUAUAUAUUUGCUCUGAAAGUACCAAGCAAAUGUUUCUAUUUUAAUUUGUUCUCUUUUUUAACAGAGUAUUUGCUAGCUUUUAAUUUAAAUUUGGAAUUUAUGAAAGAUUCUAGACAACCUUGAUUUUUUAUUUGAAGUCUCUGAUGAAUAUUCAUCAUAUUUACAUCGUUAAAAUUGUCAAAAAUU
Drosophila serrata is the source of this 5404-nucleotide messenger RNA. RefSeq lists its product as uncharacterized. Lineage: Eukaryota; Metazoa; Arthropoda; Insecta; Diptera; Drosophilidae. The record is from RefSeq and is a predicted model, not a curated record.